UCAGCGCUCACUUCAACUCAGGUGUGUGCGCUGCUGCCCUCUAUUCCGACAUUUUGUCAAGAUUUGACAACCAUGGCGGCCAGCAGCAACCAUCGGUGGGAUGGCCAGCCACAGCCUCACCCCCUCAACGGACAGCAGGACCCCGGCAGGCCCCAGAACCCCAGGCUAGACCCAGGACCGCCCCCCCACCCUGUGGCCGCACAACCCCUGUUUUACAUGCAAGCUCCGCCUCCUUAUGUUCAGUACCAGUGGCGCAUGCCGCUUUCCUACAACUCCUUUGCUGGAUUCCCACCCAUGGGCUAUGGCAUGGUCAUGCCCCAGGUCCAGCCUCCACCCUAUAUGGAGGCACCGGCGUACAUCAUGCCCCACCCACAUGUUCAGCCAGUUGACUACAGACGCUUUCUACAUCUCCCAGUCCAUGGCCGUUGCCCACCGUACCAGAAUCCAAACCAGACCAGAAGAGUUCGAUGUAUUAGAGAAACUGUCAGCUGCGAGGUCCAAACUGAACCGCCACAGGAAAGCUUGACGAGUCGCUCUGUCGGUUUGGAUUCAGGGCGAGAAACUAUGCCGUGUUCUCCGUCAACCUCCAGUUCCAGCUCUCAACAGCCAGGAUCUGUGGAGGUUGAAAAGUAUCCAUCACCCAGCAGCUGUGUGGACAAGGAGAUCCAGGUGAGCUGUCCUCAUGAACAAGUUUUUGUGUCGCCUCCUGACCAAAGAAGUGCAACAUUGAAAGCCAGCAGGGUCGUAGACAUGAGCGGUCCGAGGAACGGUCACUGCAACAUCUGGUCCGUGACCUCUCAGGAUUGUGUAGCUCCUGUGUGCAGCUCUUCUCAGCAAACGAACGAGGUUUGCAAAGAAAUCCCUGACAGCUUGUUGCGUUGGAGAAAUACCACGCCACAGGAGGUGAGGAUCAACUUGACAGACAAGCUACUUCCUGACCAUGACGACCAGCUGCCUUCCAGAACUGACAAGGAAUACCGAAGCCCUGUUGGUACUAGUCGCUUAAAGGAUGACCGUUGUACCGAUUCUCCAGAAGGCGUCUUAAAUCACGACGACACAAAUGCCGUUCUGGUCGCGGAGUCCAGAAGAGAAAGUACAGUGUUGGGUUUGUACGUCUCUGAGAAGCCAAGCGGUCUUCAAAGCCAAGUUGGGCGUCCACUCAAUAAAUCCCACAUAGUCGCUGACCAAGAAGACCUCAGCAUAUCAUGGCCCCACGACAACACCACAGAGAAUCUUCACUACAGGAGUCGGAAGAUGAAUGAGUCUGUGUGGACUGUGGAACCUUUAGCCCCUUUUGUCCCGAAUAAGGAGUGGAACCUGCAUAAUAACGUGUUCAGUCCUGAGAUGGUUGCAGAGAUGAACGAAGACCCUGAGCAGGAUGGACCCUCGACCCGAGAUGUUUUCAAAGCCGACGAGAAACGAUGUCUGAGAUUGUCGUCGUCCGACUGUGUUCCGAUGUCAGAUAGUUGGUUAGAUUCCAGCACUCCAGCUGUCAGGACCAAGAACCCACAAACCCAAGUGAGGGCACUGCAGAGCACGACUCCAGUUUGCUUACAUAUGCAGGCUACUCUCCCCAGGGGAGAUGUGGCUGAAGAUGGGUCUUCUGAACCCGUGGCUAGUCAAAGCCCAAACCAGGAACUGUGCAUUACUGCACACCAGGCAGGAAGUCCGUGCUCUGCUGGCCAAGAAGAAAAACAUUGUAACGCUUCAGCAGGGGAGAAAACCCCACCCACAGCCCAUUGGACUCCGGACCUCAGCGAGGCUGGGAAAGCGGACCAUAGCAAAGCUGACGGGCAGCCGAGGAACAAGCUUUGUGUCCCUUUACCUGAUCCCAGAACACAGGAGUUGUCACCUGGUAGCUUAGCGCAAUGCUCGGUCAUCAGCUACCACUGCAAUAAGUCCCAGCUUCCUUCCAGAACUGACAAGGAACACCAAAGACCUGUUGUUGACAAUUGUACUGACCCUCCAGAGGUCAUCUUAAAUCACGAGAACAACACAAAGGACGUGCUGGCUGCGGAGUCCAAAAGGGAAGGAGCGCUCGGUUCGAAAGUCUCUGAGAAGCCGAGUAGUCCUCAAAGCCAAGUUGGGCGUUCACUGACUAAGUCCCCUGACCAAGAAGACACCAGCAUGUGGUGGCCCCACGACGACACCGCAGAGAAUCUUCACUACAGGAGUCGGACGAUGAACGAGUCCGUGUGGUCUGUAGAAUCUUUAACCCCCUAUGUCCCCAACAUGGAGUGGAUCCUGCAAAAUGGCGUGUUCAGUCCUGAGAUGAACGAGUAUCCUGAACAAGAUGGACCCUCUACUCGAAAUGUUUUCGAAGCCAACAGGAAACGAGGUCUGAGACUGUCGUCGACCGACUGUGUUCCGAUGUCAGGCGCUUGGUUAGAUUCCAGCACUCCAGCUGUCAAGACCAAGAACCAAGAAACCCAAGUGAGGGCACUGCAGAGCACGACUCCUUCAGGAAACUACGCCCCAGUUUGCUUACAGAUGCAGGCUGCUUUCCCCAGGGGAGGUGUGGCUGAAGAUGGGUCUUCUGAACCCGUGGCUGAUCCCAGCCCAAACCAGGCAGGAAGUCCGUGGUCUGCUCGCCAAGGAAGAAGACAUCCUAACGCCUCAGCAGGGGAGAGAACCCAGGGGACUCUGGACCUCGGAGAGGCUGGUAAAGCGGUCCAGCUUUGUGUCCCUCUACCUGAUCCCAGAACUCAAGAGUUCUCGCCCGGCAGCGUGGCGCAGUGCUUGGUCAUCUGCUUCCUGUGCAACAAGUACCACACCGCCAUAUGUCCUCACAAGAAAACCAAGGCAAACAUGGCGCCCAAAGGGACACGACCAGGUGUGAGAAAAUGCAAGAACACGAGUGAAGGAGUUUCCACGAAUGGACGACCGCAGGGGGAUUUGAUCAAGUUCUCUUGAUGGAGGAGCAAACGGUGGAGAUCAACACUUUUGAGGCGCAGUCAUGAUUUGUUUUUAAAUAUAAUAAAGUAUCUUUUCUACAACA
Nerophis lumbriciformis (worm pipefish) is the source of this 2998-nucleotide messenger RNA. RefSeq lists its product as uncharacterized. Lineage: Eukaryota; Metazoa; Chordata; Actinopteri; Syngnathiformes; Syngnathidae. The record is from RefSeq and is a predicted model, not a curated record.